AUGGAUGUUUCUUCCACUUCCGAUGAUGAUGAAAUAACCCUCUUGCGCACUUGGGCCCUGACUGUCACUCAUGUGCAUGGUGAUUAUACGGAACAGAAAUUCAAUGCAGAGAAGACAGGAGGAGACCCAGUUAUACCUUCUCCAAAACCUAGACACGAUCUGGCAUAUAAAAAUCCACAAAUUGAUCUCCCAAAGGACACGGGGCGUAAUGAAGAGAGAGAGGAAAAGUUGCUCGAGAGGUGUCCUCCUGGCCAUGAGGGCACAAAGUUGAUCGACAUACCCGCGACAAUUCUGAUGCAUCCGGUGCCAUCAUCGCAUGGUACCUCCCAGAACGCCUUGACCGAUGCCACCCAGAAUGAAAUUUGGGCGGCCUCGGAUUUGCUAGCUCCCAUGCUCGAACAAAGCAUAAAGCUCGAUGGGAUUUGGCGGACUAAUCAACAGUGGUUCACACCAAGCUCGAAAAUGAUAAUCAGUCACUAUCCGGAGGUAUCUGCAUCAUUGAAGGGACCAUCCUCCGAGAAAUCCUCAAAGCCAUUGAGGCCAGCAGCCAUUGCCACAGCGGCACUCAGGGUGAUGCAUCCUGAGCAGUAUGGGCAGGGUUGCAAGCCUUUGCGAGCCUCGGAGAAAAGGCACGAAGCAAGGAACUGCCGAAGAUGUCAGAGACUCUCCAGUACUGGGCAACGGUGUUUAAACAGCCUCACCAUAAUGCAAUCGGGAAAACCCCGAAUCAUCGAGACCCCUCAUCGAUUUCCGAAUGCUUCGAUAUUCUCACUAGCGUGGGGAAUUAUUCUAAUGCUCGAUGAGUAUGCCAAGCCUGCAGCUAGAGUUAAGGAUGAUCCGGGGUGCAUGAUUGCAUUUUCGGGAAGGAUUGUCAGACACGCAGUUCAUGCAGUGGAAGGGGAUCGGAUUGCCUGGGCAUGGUAUAUGAGGGAUGCUGUUCAUGUUUUAUGCUGGAUUCCGUCGUUGGAUGGGCAAGUGUCGAAUCUCGGCUUCGGGCUUCGUGUUUCGGGUCUCGAUAAUAGGGACUCGAUACUCGAUGGUCGGCACUCACAUCUCGGGCUUCGGGAGUCGAUUGUCGGGACUCGGGUUUCAAGACUCGGUAGUUGGGACUCGAUAGUGCGGAUUCGGGUUUCAAGACUCGGUACCCGUACUCGGGGUUUCGGUACUCGGUGA
Suillus subalutaceus is the source of this 1173-nucleotide messenger RNA. RefSeq lists its product as uncharacterized. The transcript is spliced from 6 exons. The coding region runs from base 1 to 1173 and encodes 390 amino acids. Lineage: Eukaryota; Fungi; Basidiomycota; Agaricomycetes; Boletales; Suillaceae. The record is from RefSeq and is a predicted model, not a curated record.